This is a messenger RNA of Acanthosepion pharaonis, 1023 nucleotides long. The record is from the annotation of a GenBank genome assembly. NCBI's taxonomy places the organism in Eukaryota, Metazoa, Mollusca, Cephalopoda, Sepiida, Sepiidae.
AUGUCUUCGAUAUCUGGAUUCUGGACGGACCUCGGUUUCAACAAUGAAGUUCUUAAAGACUCGUGUCCUGAUAAUGAAGAAACUGUUAAACGGCAAGAAGCAUCACUUCUAAAAGUUUAUCGUUCAAGAACAAAAAACAAGCGUACUGCCUAUGAUAUUAUUAAAGAUCUGGGAGCAACCGAGUUUCUGAAGAUUGCAUCAACUCUUCACCUUGACAGCAUUCUUAAGAAUCCAAAUGCAAAUGUUACUGUUUUUGUCCCGAGCAAUGAUGCCAUGCUGGUAAUUUCUCCAAGUAUGUGUUCAAACUUAACAAGUAUGAAUAUGAUAAUGCGUUUCCACCUUGCAAAAGGAUUAAUACACAGUUCUGAUAUUAGAGAGAAUGGAAUGCUGGUCACACUUGCCAAAUGGGGUCAGGCUACUGCCAAAUAUCAUCUGAACAUUAAAACUAAUAUCUACAAAAGUAAUCAUUCCAAAAUAAUUUCUGUGAGCGGAGCUAAAAUUAUGAAACCAAAUCAUGAUGGCAACGGUACAGUCGUGCAUUUAGUGAACAAAGCUCUUUAUCCGUUACCCAUUACCACUGCCUAUUACACAAUAUUUAAUUAUGGAAACUUCAGCAUUCUGAAGACCUUCAUUGCGAAAUCAUAUACUUUACUUCGUGUCUUGUCUGAUUUGGAUCGUUUCCUUACUUUUUUGGCUCCAACUGAUCAAGCCUUCAAGAAACUACCAGCAGAUACUUUUAAAAAACUCGAAAAUGAUGUUCAACUUUUAACCAAGGUUUUUGUUAACCACAUUGCUUCAAAGAUGUACUAUACAGUGGGCAUUACUGCAAAUUUCACUGCCAAGGGUGUAUCUGGCAAUAAGAUAUUAUUAAAAAAGAUACAGAACAAAUUCAAUGUAACGGUGAACAACGUCACUGGUCAGCUCAGUUUUCCUGACAUUUCCACGAUGAAUGGUGUCAUUCAUGGUAUUGAUACUGUUUUGUACAAUUCAAAUCCAAAGUCUGCUAUUGAUAUUAUUGGUUGA